This is a messenger RNA of Phytophthora nicotianae INRA-310, 1221 nucleotides long. RefSeq lists its product as hypothetical. The transcript has 5 exons. The record is from RefSeq and is a predicted model, not a curated record. Bases 1 to 1221 code for a protein of 406 amino acids. NCBI's taxonomy places the organism in Eukaryota, Oomycota, Peronosporomycetes, Peronosporales, Peronosporaceae.
AUGGAGGGCAUAGUGCUGGUGGAAAUGUCCUCAGGUGCUUUACACUACACCAAAUCUUUUUCUGAUGAGUUUGAUGCGAGGCAUCCAAAAACCGAGCGUCUCAACUUCGGUGCACUCAUUUUCGCACUGCAAAACUUCGCAGGCAGCAGCAUUCGAUCUAUGGAGAGCAGUGACGGGCUUGAUGCAGCAAAAGGCCUGGAGAGAAGUAAUGUCGCUGAGAUUGUUAUGUACACCACUCCUCUCGAAAAUAUGGUGCUCGCAACCACUCCAUCCAGUAAACUUCUUGUGGUGCUAUUCACAACACCGGAUUUUGACGUGGACGUCGCCAAGUGGGUGGUUCGUCGUGUGGCUUUCAAUUACGAUAUCUGUGAUAACACGGAGAUGACAGCACUUAAUCAAGUGCCUCGUCGAUUUCGUCGUGCGUUCUCUCAAGCAGUUGACGAUACAGUUGAAAGGGAACUCAUUCGUCUUUGUGAGAGCACAUUCAUUCCUAAUGAAGGGGAUUCUCCUGCAGAUACGGUGGGCGAUGACGAGUCAUUCCUCUUUUUCUGCUACUCGCCGCGUUUGAGUGAUUCCGGACGUUAUAAUGGCAGUGAUAUUGAAUCUGGUUCGAAAUCCCCAAGUGGAGACGGAUGCCGUAUUGCAGUCGGGGCAGAUACUCCAACGAUAUCGAAGAAACUCAACAUUCGAAACAUGGUGACAUCUACCCUAGCAAUUUUUGGCGCUCCAACUAAACGUGAGCUUAAUAUGAAGAAGAAAUUGGAGAAGAAAAGUGGAUGGAGAUCGAGAAAUGCAGUCAUAGAUCACUCAGAGCCGUACGAAUUUCAGCGAGUAAUCGAGAUUCAUUAUCGGGAAAGAAAGGCAGCAGUGAUGGAUCCUCUCCGAGCAGAGAAAGCUUGCGAUAUCGUGGACACUCUUCUUCCUUUAGCGGAGAUAAUGAGCCAGUCAUUGUUCUCUUCAGACAUGGCUCGUUCUCAAGUGACUCAUCAACGAUCGCUCAACCAAUUCAUCUGGACAAAUUUCCCUGCUUCAUUUCCAGCAAAAGAGAAGCAAGCAGGAACUAACGUGGUUGCAUGGGUGUGUGGAUCUUGUAUUAUUUUCUACCCGAUGACAUCGGUAUCAAUGAAUCUCGAGACUCAUCGCCGUGUACGAUUUGCUGUCACUGCGCUGUUUAAUGUUCUAGAACCUCUGCUCAAAGCAAAAACGAAGAUACUCGUAUAG